AGGAACAGUCCGAGAACCGGACCAAAUGUCGUGACUAGUAUAGACUAUAUAGAGCAGAGUGGAGCCGGGGGUCUCUUGGAAACAGCCUCCCUACUUCCGAGUAGGGGCAAGGUUUCCGUCUCCUACAUUUCUUCCGGCCACCACGAAAUUCUUCCGCCCAUCCCAGUAGCGCACCAAGAUGUUUUCUUCAUUGCUGGCUUCUGUAUCUAGCAUUGUCCCAGUUUUCUCCACACCGGCUGCCAUCCAUUCUAUGCUCCAAUUCAACGGCAAAUGGGACAUUCAUGGCGUCUUCUCCUACACAUACGCAUAUGAGAUUCAGAUUCCGCAUCAAGCAUCAUUCGCUGACUUGCUGCAGGUGAUUCGUAAUACGGUCCCAUCAUCAUAUGGGAGUUCCUUUUUUAAGAUUUCGCACAUCUCUGAUUCAUGUUCAAGUCAUGUUGUCAUUGACGAUGAUACCAGCCUUUACACAUACAUUCGGUUGAAGAUCAUUCACUGUGGUGUACGCGAAUUCCCUUUUUGCGUUGAAUUAACUAAUUUUUCAGAAAAUAUCGUUUCUGAAGGAGAUUUAGUCCUUUCGGAGUUACAUCAGCCUCUUCUUUGUAAUCAUUCCGUCUCCAAUUCAAGCGGAUGCGAAGAUACAGAAUCAGAUGGGUCUCUCUCUGAUUUUGAAGCAAACCGAACCUUGUGCAUUUGGGACGAAGGCGAUAUACCAGCACAAAUGCAAUUUUCCCCCGGUUUUGUACUCGACACAUUUCGUGGAGAUGAAAUGCCUGUGAAUAAUGUCCAAACUAAUGAGCUUGAUUGUAGUAACUACUUUCAAUCCAACUCGUCUAGUGAUCUAAUGUCUGAGCAGGACAUUGCCACAAUGAAGGAGAUGCACGUUACAUCUCGGUUCGAUCCAACUAGAAUUGUUGUUGAUGCCAUUUAUGCCAGCAAAAAGGAUCUUGAUAUCCAUUUGAAGAUGUUAGCAAUUUCUAACCAGUUCCAGUACCGGAUCCGAACCUCCAAAAAGUCCUGUCUUCAUGUUGUCUGUGUGGAUUUUCCUCGUUGCACAUGGGCUGUUCGGGAUGUGCGUUUACCAGGUGUUGAGAUGUUCCAGAUUCGUAGGAGUAAUUUCCAUGGCUCCGAAAAGUUGUUAUAUUGGAAGUUUUAUGGCGCUGCAAGGGCAGCUUCCGAAGCAGAGUGCAACCGAUAUUUGAAGUAUCUGGACAGAGAUGACCCCAGGAUUAUUGGAUACCUCAAAGCAAUCGGGAAAGAGAAGUGGGCCAGAUCACGCUCGAAUCAACGUUAUUCUAUAAUGACCUCUAACCUUGCAGAGUCCAUGAACAAUGUUGAUGUUGUCCCAUGUGAAUACCCAAUUUCACAACUUGUUGAUUUUCUAAUGGCUAGGACCCAAAGGUGGUUCCACGAGCGUAGGGAAUUGGCGAACUCCACGUCAUCAACUUUAACAAAGUUCUAGGAGUCGGAGCUUAAUGAACUACAUUCCGCUUUAGCUGUUAUGGAAGUAAGUUUUAUUCUUUUAUUCUUUUGCGAUAUUGUUUUACAUAUUCUCCAUAACUGAAUUAGGUCACCAUCCCCAUCGUAUUUCAUAUGUCUAUAUUACAGUACAUGCUUUAACAUGAUUUGAAUUCGAAGACAUGAGGAUCACAUCUGUCGGCUAUACUCUUGGCCAUUAUUAAAUUAACUGUAUUCAU
Messenger RNA from Cuscuta campestris, 1694 nucleotides. The record is from the annotation of a GenBank genome assembly. NCBI's taxonomy places the organism in Eukaryota, Viridiplantae, Streptophyta, Magnoliopsida, Solanales, Convolvulaceae.